Penicillium griseofulvum is the source of this 7701-nucleotide messenger RNA. Its product is annotated as type I polyketide synthase. Gene Ontology annotation, biological process: secondary metabolite biosynthetic process; fatty acid biosynthetic process. The transcript is spliced from 6 exons. The record is from RefSeq and is a predicted model, not a curated record. NCBI's taxonomy places the organism in Eukaryota, Fungi, Ascomycota, Eurotiomycetes, Eurotiales, Aspergillaceae. Gene Ontology annotation, molecular function: oxidoreductase activity; 3-oxoacyl-[acyl-carrier-protein] synthase activity; phosphopantetheine binding. Bases 1 to 7701 code for a protein of 2566 amino acids.
AUGCGUCUUCAACCGCCCUCCGGGACUGGAACACCAGUUGUCGAGAGUGCAAAUGCCUCUUUGUACGAACAGCCUAACGAUAUCACCGAUAAUGCUACCGGCGAUGUACCCAAGCGAACAGCCAUCAUCGGCAUGUCCUGCCGCCUUCCAGGAGACGUUUCCACGGCCGAGGAUUUCUGGGAUCUCUGCUCACGAGGCCGAAGUGCCUGGUCGCCGAUUCCGAAGAGCCGGUUCAACGCUGAUUCCUUCUAUCACCCUCAUCCCGAUCGACCAGGGUCCUUCAACCCAGUAGGAGCCCACUUCCUAAAAGAAGAUGUUGGGCUAUUCGAUGCGCCCUUUUUCAACAUUACACUCCAAGAAGCACGAUCAAUGGAUCCGCAACAGCGCAUUUUCCUCGAAUGUGUGUACGAAGCGCUCGAGAACGCUGGAAUCCCGACGCAUGAGAUCAGCGGCCAAAAGGUUGGAGUGUUUGCAGGUGCCUCAUAUCCCGACUAUGAAAUCAACAACACCAGAGAUAUCUCAGCUAUUCCAAUGUAUGCUGCCACUGGAACGGCUAUGUCAUUGCAGGCGAAUCGGAUUUCGUAUUAUUUUGACUUGAACGGGCCUAGUGUUACGGUCGACACGGCUUGCUCUUCAAGUCUGUCUGCUCUCCAUCUAGCUUCUCAGAGUAUUCGGAAUGGCGAAUGUUCGAUGGCCAUUGUGGGAGGAUGUCACCUGAAUUUAACCCCCGAGGCUUUCAUCUCGAUGACACGUUCUAGACUACUUGCCGACACUGGUCGCUCAUAUGCAUUUGAUCACCGCGGCACCGGCUUUGGACGAGGUGAAGGCGCCGGAUGUAUUAUAUUGAAAUCACUCGAGGACGCUGAGGCUGCUGGGGACGCCAUCCGGUCUGUAAUUAUUAACACGGGCCUCAACCAAGACGGUCGGACCAGGGGUAUUGCAAUGCCAAAUGGCGAGGCACAGGAAGCGUUGAUUCGUCAAGUUUAUGAAGAGGCACGGAUCGACCCGUCAUUGACAGGAUUUGUCGAGGCUCACGGCACAGGGACCAAAGUUGGUGAUCCUCUCGAAGCCACUGCGUUGAAUGCCGUCUUUGGAAAAGGACGGACUCCGCGUCAACCGUUGCUUGUUGGGUCCGUCAAAUCGAACAUUGGUCAUACAGAAGGAACGAGUGGUAUUGUUUCUGUGAUUAAAACGGCACUGGCACUUGAAAGAGGCUUCGUACCCCCGAACUGCAAUUUUGAGAAGGCGAAUGAUGAGAUACCCAUGGGGAAGUGGAAUAUGAAGGUUCCGAAGAAGCUGACCCCAUGGCCUCGCGGAAAACCAUACGCAAGUGUAAACAACUUCGGCUUUGGCGGGACCAAUGCCCAUGUUAUUAUGCAGCGCGGGCCCCGACACGGAGGCGACCUUGCAGCAAACAACGACCCCCUCAAGCGCAAGUUGUAUGUUAUCUCUGCGUACGAUAAACAGGCUGCUCUCCAGCUUGGAAAAUCAAUUGCAGCGUACCUAGACCUUUACCCGGUGGUGUUCAAUGACAGCACUUUGGAUAACAUGGCUUAUACACUGGGACAGCGACGGACAUUUUUGCCAUGGAGACUGGCAGCCUCUGCAACCCUUGGACAGGAGCUUACCGCAUCGCUGUCUAUAGACGCAGUCCCUGUUCGUUCUUCCAAAGAGCCUACUGUCGGCUUUGUGUUUACUGGACAAGGUGCGCAAUGGCACGGUAUGGGCAAGGAACUGCUGAGUACCUAUCCUGUUUUCCAGCGGACUAUGGAAGAAGUAGAUAGUUGCUUGAAAUCCCUCGGCGCUACGUUCUCAAUUAUAGAUGAAUUGCUCCUGACUGACCCCAACGCAAGCUCUAUCUCUGCCGCAUAUAUGAGCCAGCCUGCUUGUACCGCUGUGCAGCUAGCGUUGGUUGAUUUGCUCUCAUCAUGGGGUAUCCGCCCCAAGGCGGUGGUAGGUCACUCUAGUGGAGAAAUCGCAGCAGCCUACGCGGCUGGAAUUCUGAACCUUGAGGAAUGUGUCCGUGUGGCAUACUCUCGUGGUGUUGCAGCAAACCUGGUUGCAAAUGACAAGUCUAUCAACGGAGGUAUGUUGGCGGUCGGAGCUAGCGCCUCAGAUAUCCAGCAAAUUUUGGACGCCAUGCGAGGGAACAAGGCCGGUAUUGCCUGUGUGAACAGCGAGACAAGCGUGACUCUGUCAGGAGAUGCGGAUGUCAUCGCCGAUCUGCAAACUGCCUUGGACAAAGAAGGGAUUUUCACACGACGACUGCAGGUCGAAGUCGCUUACCACUCUCACCAUAUGAAGACUGUAUCGCAUGAAUAUCGAUGCCUGCUCGGCAAGAUUGCGCCUCGGGACUCUGAGGUUCCAUUCUACUCGACCGUUUACGGAAAAUUGGUUCCAGGGAGCGCUUUAGAUGGCAACUACUGGGUCGAUAAUCUGGUCUCCCGCGUGGAGUUUGUCGAGGGCCUGAAGAGCCUUGUGACCGAUGAGCAGGCAAGUGCGCCAAUUAACACAUUGGUUGAAAUCGGCCCUCACCCUGCCCUGCAAACACCCGUCAAAGACAUUUCCCAGAAAUACGCCCCAAAUUCCAACGUGCAAUACCUUCACACCUUGAAACGCAAGGUUGGUGAUAUCGAAGCCGUCCAAAACCUCGCUGGUUCGCUGUUCACGCAGGGCAUGAAUUUGGACUUCCAGGCUAUCAACUUCCCGAACUCGAAGACAGCAACAAGGAAGCCAGCCGUAAUGACAAAUCUACCUAAAUACCCGUGGAACCACUCAGAAAGAUAUUGGUUCAGCUCAAGACUAGGCGACAACCAUUUCCAUCGUCAAUUCCCUCGGAGUGAUAUACUUGGCUCAUUGUGCAUAGAGAAUGUCGACUUUGAGCCUCGAUGGAGGAACAUUAUUCGUGCAGAUGACCACCCUUGGAUCCGUGAGCACAAGGUACACGACAGAAGUGUCUAUCCAAUGACUGGAUUCUUGACCAUGGCCAUCGAGGCCAUCUCGCAACAUGCACAGAUGCACCAUGUUACUCCCGGAAAGGUCGAUCUGCGCGAUAUCUUCAUUAACCGCAUCCUCACUAUCCCGGAGAACUCGACCGUGGAGACAAUGCUCAGCCUGAAGCCAUCCCGAGCGGAAGCCCCUAGCAAAUCAGUCCUCGGCUGGCACGAGUUCAAGGUUUUCUCAUGGGCUGAGGGUCGCGGAUGGGACCAACACUGCAAUGGUUUCAUCAUGGUGCAUGAAGCUAAGGAUGUUAAUCCUGUCGACGGGUCUCGGCAGCAGCUUCAGUCCACUGCACGUUUCACCCAACAAGCAUUGAAUAUGCGCAACUCAUGCAAUGUGCUCGUGGACAGCAACGAACUCUACGAGAAUAUCACCAGUGGUGGUAUCAGUUACGGUCCUCUCUUCCAAGGACUCGCCGACGUCUCUGUGAGUAGGAAUCGUCAAGCAGUGGCUACCAUCCGCAUUCCAGACACGAAGGCAGCGAUGCCCCACGGGCAUGAGACAUCCUGCAUUGUGCACCCCGUUACACUUGAUCUAUGCUGUCAACUCAUGUGGGUCCUUGGUGGUUUCGGCGAGCCUGGCCCACACAUAACCCAUGUGCCGUCCUAUGUCAAGCAAGUGACCGUUUCCUUGUCUCAAGAACUUACUGCCGGCACUGUACUGCAGCUCUAUGGCAACAAAUCAGGAUGUGAGUCGGUAAGCAAUCCUGAGACCAACCACAUAUUCGCCACUGCUCCCAGCAACCCAGCGAAUCUGCUCAUUGAAAUCAGUGGUAUCAAUUUGGUGCCAAUAUCCAACGAUAUCAAAGGGUCAAAAGACACUUCCCCUGAUCAGAUCUGCUACAAGAUGCAAUAUGAGCCCUGUUUCGAUUUCCUGUCCGCCCAAGAUUAUCGUCAGCUUCCUCGUCCCGAGACUGAUGUGGCCCAAGGAAUUGAAAGAAUGCACCUACUGGAAUCUGUGGCCGAGCACUACCUUGCACAGAUGAUCAGAUCUGUGACUGAAGACGAGGUGUCGACUUUCGAGCCCCAUCAUCAGCAGUUCUACCGUUGGGCCCAGAACACUUGCCAAAAGGCGGGCAAGAAACCUCCCUUGCCCCUUGACGUUCUCGAACAGAACAGAACAGUCAACGGAGCAGGUGAGUUAACCUACAAAGUAGGAGAGUUACUUCCGCAAAUUCUUAGGGGCAAGGUAGACGCCCUGACUGUCCUUCUGGAGGAUGACGGAAUCGGAAGACACUACAGCGACCUCGACGCUCUUCGUGAGGCUUAUGCCAAUGCCUCUGUCUGUAUUGACAAGAUGGCACAUCAGAAUCCUACCCUCAACAUCAUUGAAAUCGGCGCGGGAACAGGCGGUGCCACAUUGCCUAUUUUGCAGAGUCUGGGCGGAGGCGAAGCAGGAUCUACCCCUCGGUUUGGGCACUACACCUAUACCGACAUAUCUCCAGGUUUCUUUGGAAAGGCCAAGACAAAGUUCGAGAACUGGGGACAUCUCAUGACAUACCAGACACUAGAUGUGUCGGCUGAUCCCACUGCGCAAGGCUUCCAUAAUGGUACAUAUGACGUUGUUGUUGCUUGCAACGUGCUGCAUGCUACUUCCGAUAUCAGCCAAACAAUGGCAAACAUCCGAGGCCUUUUGAAGCCUGGUGGCAAGGUCCUGCUCAUUGAGGAAACUGUACCCAAGGCACGUCACUUCCCAUUCGCGCUCCUCCCUGGAUGGUGGCUGGCAAAUGACAAAUUCCGCAAGGACGGGCCCCUCCUCACUGUCGAAGGAUGGAGAAAGGUCAUGGAGGAGAAUGACUUCUCUGGAAUUGAUUUGUGUGUCGAGGAGUACCCUGGAGCAUCUUUCCAAUCUGGUUGUCUCAUGACAUCCACCGCCAACAUCCCACCAACUGGUCCUACAAACCCCGGCGAUAUUGUGAUUCUCGGCAUCAACUCAAUCGGCACAUUAUCGUCCCUUGGCCUUGAAUACGGCCUCAGAAAGAUGACUGGAGUUGACCCCAUCACUGCUACGGACCCUGAUGAUGUUGAUGUCACCGGGAAAUGGUGCAUUUUCCUAGGGGGAAUGGAUCGCUCGAUCCUAUCGCACCUCACUGAGCAAAAAUUCCAGACCCUGCAGCGUCUUCUGAGCCGGGCUCGAGGCCUAUUGUGGGUUGUUCGUCACACUAAAACUGACCUAGAAUCCCUAGGCGCGAACAUGGCAAUCGGACUCGCUCGCACCGUGAGAUCGGAGACCGGCCUCCAAUUCGCCACGCUUGACCUGGGAGAACGGGAGACCAUGUCCGAUGCUCUGGCUGUCAGACACAUGCUCAAGGUAUUCAACGGAGUCUUCUGCCAGAAAUCUCAGCUGGCCCAGAAUGACUGGGAGUUUGUUGUCCGAAAUGGCAAAGUUUGUGUGCCUCGCCUGGUUGAUAACAACGCAUUGAACCUCAGUGUCCAGCAAGAGACACCAGAUGCGCCUCCGCAGAUGCAGCCUUUCAAACAAGAUCGGGCUUUGCGACUUGCCGUCGGUCAGGGCAGGGGCCUCGAUGAGCUAUACUUCACAGACGAUGUUUCCUGCAAUGGACCUCUGCCCGAAGACCAUAUUGAGAUUCAGGUCCACAGCACAGGUCUCAACUUCAGAGAUGUCUUGAUGGCCAUGGGCCAGCUUCAAGGCGACAGGCUCGGACAGGAAUGUAGUGGAGUUGUUACUCAAGUGGGAGCUGCGGUGUCUGACUUCAAGAUUGGAGAUCGAGUUUGUGCAAUGGCACCAGGUUCAUUGUCGACUUUCACUCGCUGCCCAGCCUCUGGGUCCUGGAUCAUUCCUGACAAUAUGCCAUUUGAGAUUGCAGCUUCGAUUCCAGCUGUGUUCUGUACUGCAUACUACUCUCUCAUUGAUCUGGGACGAUUGUCUAGGGAUGAGAGCGUCUUGAUCCAUGCUGCUGCGGGAGGUGUUGGUCAAGCGGCGAUCAUCAUUGCUCAGAGCGUUGGAGCUAAUAUUUUCGCGACCGUUGGUAGUAUCGAAAAGAAAAACUUCCUGAUGGACACAUACAAGCUGAAGGAAGAAAAUAUCUUCUUCAGUCGUGACAUGUCAUUUGCACAAGGUAUCCAACAAGCCACUGGUGGCCAAGGUGUGGAUGUCGCUCUUAACUCGCUUAGCGGUGAUGCUUUGCAAGCUACCUUCGAAUGUGUUGCGCCAUUUGGUCGCUUCAUUGAACUUGGCAAGCGAGAUAUUACCACAAAUUCUCGAUUGGAGAUGGCUCACUUCAACAAGAACAUAUCCUUCGCAUCUGUCGACUUGGGGAUGGUCAGAGAGAAGCGUCCGCAAUUGACCAGGCGGUUGCUGCGUGAUGCGUUCAAGCUGUUCGUCGACACCAACGCCCAGUCAAGGUGGUCUGUUACCACUCUUCCGAUCUCGGACGUUGAGAUUGGAUUCCGCGCCCUGCAGGGUGGACAAGUGAUUGGCAAAAUGGUUGUACAGGUUACGGAUAACUCGAUGGUCAAGGUACAUCCCGCUAGAAGGGAUGACAAUCUCCUCCGGCCAGAUGCUUCAUAUGUUAUCGUUGGUGGAACUGGCGGCAUUGGUCUCGACAUCGCCAGUUGGCUGCCAGAGAAGGGAGCCAAGAAUCUCAUCUUGGUUUCUCGAGGUGGUAUUAAGACUGAAAAAGCAGAGCAAACUAUCCGGGAUCUUUCUCGCCAGGGUAUCCAUGUUGAAGUGUGUCGCUGCGAUGUAGCAGAUAAGCAGAGCGUUGAGCAAAAUCUUGUUCCACUCCUCGCUCGUAUGCCUCCCGCUCGUGGAGUUGUAUACGGCGCUAUGGUUCUCCGGGAUACUCUCUUUGAAAAGCUUAGUUUCGCCGACUACCAGACCGUGAUGAUGCCCAGAGUCAACGGAAUCUGGAACGUUCAACGAUCAUUAGUAUCUACUAAUGCUAGCGUGGAUUUCUUCAUCAGUCUUUCGUCCGCCGCUAGUUUCGUUGGUAAUAUGGGUCAAUCCCCCUAUGCCGCCAGUGGAACCUUCAUGGCAGCGCUCGCCCAUUACCCCGAGACAGCCAAGAUGCGAUGCUCGACAAUUGAUCUUCCCAUUGUGCGCGGAGUCGGAUACCUCUCCGAUGACCAGAAGCGCGAGGCAAUCUCCAAACAACUUGGCACCGAGUCCGUUGACUCAACAGACAUCCGCGGUCUUGUGACUGCAGCAAUCCGCAACGAGUUCGACCUUUCAUGCGAGGGACACUGCGUGGUCGGGUUUGAAGCCGUCAAAUCUACACCGGCUAGUGAACAGCCCUUCUGGGUAAACGAUUCCAAACUGUCGCACCUAUUGCGCCUCUCCACUCUCGCUGGCGCGGGUGCGUUGGCCGAGUCUGCACAGAAUGGUACUGAAAUCUCGCUGGCACUUGCUAUCCGGCAAUCGAAGACCCGUGAAGGGGCUGAGAUCAUCGUUGGAGCUGCUGUGCUCAACAAGAUAUCUAGCAUUCUCAUGCGUCCGAUGGAAGACCUUGAUCCUGCUGCGCCUAUCUCCGUUUAUGGUUUGGAUUCGCUGGUUGCGAUUGAGAUCAGAAACUGGAUUACCCGCGAGUUGGAAGCGAAUUUGCAGAUCUUGGAGAUCUUGACUAGUGAAUCUGUCCCGGCUCUUGCUGAGACCAUUCUAAAGAAAUCUGCUAUACUUAUUCCAGACCUCAAGGCUGAGUGGGGUCUCGAUGUGGCUGAAGGCCGAACCGGCCAGGAAUGA